Messenger RNA from Saccharomyces paradoxus, 2139 nucleotides. It is a transcript of the gene SSK1, whose product is annotated as mitogen-activated protein kinase kinase kinase SSK1. Gene Ontology annotation, cellular component: Mcs4 RR-MAPKKK complex. Lineage: Eukaryota; Fungi; Ascomycota; Saccharomycetes; Saccharomycetales; Saccharomycetaceae. The record is from RefSeq and is a predicted model, not a curated record. The transcript has a single exon. Gene Ontology annotation, molecular function: phosphorelay response regulator activity; protein kinase activator activity. The coding region runs from base 1 to 2139 and encodes 712 amino acids. Gene Ontology annotation, biological process: osmosensory signaling via phosphorelay pathway.
AUGCUUAAUUCUGCGUUACUGUGGAAGGUUUGGCUACGAAUAGACAACUCAACGGAUGAAGUUAACCAGCCAAUUUCCGUACAGUUCGAUGAAAUAGACACUGUUGAUGAUUUGAAAAGCAGGUUUUUUCAGAAACUGAGUUCGACCCGAUGGCGAGAAAUUAAUGAUAAUGCCUCCAUUGCUAUAGGCCUGUACGCACCCAAGUUGGAAAAUCAAGCUGAUAAUACUAGUAGUAACAACAAUAACGAUACUAGUUGUCGAAAGAAGAGUAAUGGCGCUGGCAGUUGCGUCAAUCUUUCUGUUAAUAGUAAUACAAAGAGUUCUGUGAGCCCUACAACUGGAACAUUUGGUCUUCCAAAAGACUUGGCAAAGGACAGGAAUGUUCUCCAGCAUCCUAAGCCUACCCAGAAAAGAGGAGCAUUAUACGACGCCUUUGCCGCCACGCCGACAGUGGCCGCGACUAGUAAUGCGGAUUUUCCUCCCAAUGAGGCGCCAAUGUUAAGCCCGCAAAGACCAUACUCCACUAGUCCUAAACAGUUUUCAGCGACAGCUAAAAGUCCGUUACUGCGAUUUGCGUCCGUCUCACCUUACCCUAACUUUCAUUCAGAUAAUCAAAUCAUGACAUCAACUGGUCUCGCAUACGUCUCACCGCAUAAUAAAAACAAAUACACAAGGCCGUUGAUUAGAAAAGGUUUAAAUUGUACCACGGAAUCUGUGGAUGAUUGCACUUAUAAAAUUAUCUUUGAACCGGAUGAAUUGGCUAUUAACAUAUAUAAGGAACUAUUCGGAACCAUGGGCUCCCAAUCUGCAUCUCAGCCUUUGCUGAUAUUUUCGAAUGUUAACUUACGUCAGGAUGUACCGCCUUUAGACAUCUUAAACGUUGAAGACUAUGUUCCUACGAAUGAAGAAAUUUCGCAGCAGGCAAUUCAAUCAACAGACCGAGGAGUCGUUGGUGUUUUUGACCUAGACGAUCAAAUUUCUUUAGGCGAACGAAGUCCUAAGUUAAGGGUUAAUGAUAAAGCAAAUCUUUUAGAUAAAAAUGAUAAUAGCAACCUCCAGAAAUUUAAAUUAAUAACUGAUGAAGAACAAUUGAGAAGAGCGUCACAAGAACUGAGGGAUGAGGAAAAAGAUGCUGAUUCGCCCUGGCAAGCAAUCUUGCUGUUGCCAAAAGGCUAUAAAGGAGGGGUGGAUUUUAGAAAUAAACCAGUGGCUAACACGGAUUCGUCUUUCAACAAUGAAGACACGGUUACUCAUUCAGAGUUAGAAGCGAAUACCGGGUCUCCUUUACAAGAAAGCGGGCCACUUAAUGAAUCCGGUAUAGGUAUAAUGCAACCCAUACCAGAAGGACAAAGAAGAAAAGACAAUGUUACGCCUUCAUCACCAAUAUUAACAAAUAGUCAAACACCGCAUUGUUCAAACUCGCUCUAUAACGCACCUUUUGCCGUUUCUUCUCCACCCGAUCCCUUACCAAAUCUUUUUACCACUACAAGUGAAAAAGUUUUUCCCAAAAUCAAUGUUUUAAUAGUUGAAGAUAACGUUAUCAACCAAGCUAUAUUAGGUUCCUUUCUGAGAAAACACAAAAUCUCGUAUAAAUUGGCUAAAAAUGGUCAAGAAGCUGUUAAUAUUUGGAAGGAAGGUGGAUUGCAUUUAAUUUUCAUGGACUUACAGUUACCUGUCUUGUCUGGUAUAGAAGCUGCCAAGCAGAUACGAGAUUCUGAAAAACAAAAUGGCAUUGGCAUUCAAAAAAGUCCCAAUAACUCACAUUCCAAUAUUGAAAAAGGAGCUUCGAAGAGGUUUUCUCAGGCGCCUGUGAUCAUUGUGGCAUUAACAGCAUCCAACUCUCAAAUGGAUAAAAGAAAAGCACUUCUUUCUGGUUGUAACGACUACUUGACUAAACCAGUGAACUUACACUGGCUUAGCAAGAAAAUUACAGAGUGGGGUUGUAUGCAGGCCCUGAUUGAUUUUGACAGCUGGAAGCAGGGAGAAAGUCGGAUGACUGAUAGCGUUUUGGUUAAAUCUCCACAGAAACCUAUUGCACCUUCCAAUCCCAACUCUUUCAAACAAGCAACCUCUAUGACCCCUAAACACAGUCCAGUAAGGAAUAACUCAAAUCUUUCUCCAACUCAAAUAGAAUUUUGA